Caenorhabditis remanei is the source of this 1872-nucleotide messenger RNA. RefSeq lists its product as uncharacterized. Bases 1 to 1872 code for a protein of 623 amino acids. The record is from RefSeq and is a predicted model, not a curated record. Lineage: Eukaryota; Metazoa; Nematoda; Chromadorea; Rhabditida; Rhabditidae. The transcript is spliced from 10 exons.
AUGAGGGUAACUUCUAUCUUCUCACUUCUCCUCGUCAUCCUCGUCGCCACUUUCUUCUCUCCGACGGAAGCUGGCAAAUGUCGUGGGAGAUACAUGGAAAUGAGAGGAGGAGACGGCUUCGUGGCUCGUGGUGGUUGUCGUGGACUGGAUUCUCAGAUUCAGGAAGAGUAUUGGACAACCGUCGGCUUUGAUGGAGCUCUUCGCGAUGGUCGAACCACAGAUGACUUCCUGGUGUUCCCGGAAAACGAUAACAACGGACACCUCCAACGAAACUCGUUUGUCGGGUACUGGAUCACCCGCUCAAAGUACGGAGAGAACGUCCACUACGAGGCCUUCGGCCACGCCUUCAUCAAGCCUGAUGGAAAGGUGUGUGGGUGGUUCGUUGGGUCUCAAAAGGAGGUAGUCGAGGUCUGCGGCGGCUUCCGAGUGCUCAGCCGAUCCCGUUACAACCCACACCAACCCCUCCCCUUCGAAUGGGUUCAAGGAGAACAUCUUCGCAAUCGUGACGUCCUCGGAUUCCACCAUCACAAGAUCGCCAAGUACGAGGUCAACGGAGACGAAGUUCUCUUCGGAGACGCUGAUGUGAAAGCGAAAAAGUUCAAUGGAGUGUCAAUUGCCAACGAGCAGAAAGUCGAGGUGGAUUCACCAGAAACAUUCAAUCGAAAAAUUUGGCUCUUAAAGAAGAAAACUCAACAACCAACCGAUAACCGUGUUCCAAUGAAUAUCAUUGCUGAACCAAGACGUCGUGAGGAUCUCGACAUCUACAAGGACCCACAUCAUGAAGAGAGAAUCACAAAUUGGAGAUUGUAUCCGUAUUAUGAUCAAUACGGUCGUCCAAGUGGCUCUCAAACUGAUGCUCACCGUCCAGCAUACGAUUCAUCUGGAAGACGUAUUCGGUUCGAUGGUCCAUCUUCUUCUUCGUCAUCAUCUAGCUCUGACUCAGGAUCUGGAUCAGGAUCUGGUUCCAGUUUCGGUUCAUCAUCAUCUGCUCAAAACAUCCAAAACGUACCAAACAAUCAGAACAAUCAAAUUUCCCACAACUAUCAAUACUAUGAUUCCCAACAACAGCCGCCAAGAAAUCAUCCAGGGUAUGAAGAAUGGCUGAGAAAUCAGUACAGAAUCAGAGGAAUUAUUCCAAGAGGAUACAAUGAAUACUUUAAUGCUCAUAGCAAUCAAGAUGCUGUCUAUCAGAAUCGAUAUGGAAGUUCUAGUGGAAACGGAAACGCUCAAGAGACAAACAGAGAAUUCGAACAACCAGCGUACAUUCUUCAACCAAACUCCGGAAACUCCGAGAACAAUGAAAACAAUCAAGUGUUCUAUGAGGGAGGAAGAAACGAAAAUCAAUUGAAUUUCGGAAAUGCUGAUUCUGAGAAUUCGAGAGAUGAUCUGGGAGAUAGUGGAAGUAACUCAAGAAAUUCUGAAACGGGAGAGACAUAUUACUCAGUGAAUCCAGGAGAUCCAGUUGAUGCAUCUGGAACACAACCCCGAGUUGAUGGAGAAUUCAGACAGGUCAAAAAUCCAGGAGAAGAUGAAAGAGAUGCAGGAGAUUCGAAGAAUGUUGUUAUUCCAAAGAAUCAAGAUGCCCAGCAACAACACAUCCGUUUCAUCCGUUAUCAUCCACCAACCGUAAUCCGCGAUAAGAAGGGAAAUUCGUAUGAUAGAAGAGUGGAAAACGGAAAAGUUCACUACAUCGACAAAAGUGGAAAUGAGGUUAAAACGAAGAUCGAUGACACAGCCAUUGAUAUGAAGAUUGAAAGAAUCCUUGAAAACCGUCGUCGCCAAGAAGAGAAUCUGAGGAAUCUUGUAGAAAACUCUGAAUCCGAAGAUGGAUCUGAUCCAAUUUCAGCAGCAGAAGUGGCACGACAAGGAUGA